AUGGCCCCCAAGGCUUCAGAAAUCUGGGACCAGGGUGAUGACUGGACUGGAAUCGCCAGCUCUAAAGAGCGGCGGCGACGGCAGAAUCGGCUCCACCAGAGAGCGUAUCGGGCUAAGAAGCGCCUAGAGAAGUUUCCCGAUUCUCAGCCUGGGACAGGGCGGAAUUUGUUCACGGUUGCUGGUCCUAGUACUCAAGUCGUCACCGAGGACUCGGCAAUCUCACGUCAACUACAGCUCCAGCUUUUCACGGCUAUGCCUGAUCAGCUCCCAACGCUAGUCUUGGUCAGAUGCACGGGUCUACACGAUAGGGUCAAAGAAUUCCUACAAAGGGCCUUCACAAAUUGGGGUCUGAAUCUUCCUUCCCCACAUGACUUGCCACUCGUCACUCGACUGAAUACCUUUGACGCCCUGGCCCGGAACGCACUUACGUUACGCAUCCCUCUCGAGUACCUAGAGACUGACGAGCAUUCCUCCGUGUUCAAUUAUCAAGGACCUCCAACUUCAAGCGAGCAACCGAGUUUGCCAGCAAAUUUGCGUCCGACAGCCUUGCAGAAAGCCGUCACGCAUCACUCCUGGCUGGACCUUUUUCCCAUUCCAAGAAUGCGUGAUAACAUACUCCGAGGCAUCGACGCUGGAACGUAUGACGAGGAUGUGCUGUGCGAUACUCUCUGUUGUGACUUGCUGAACUUUGACAAGGACACCAAUGCAGCCCUUGUCGUGUGGGGCGAGUCAUGGGAUGCCACGGGAUGGGAGUUCAGUGCCGAGUUCUUCACGAAAUGGGGCGCUCUGUUGGAAGGGUGUACCGAAGUGCUGGAGACAACUAAUCACUGGAGGCAGAAGAGGGGAGCGAAGAUUCUUAAAUACAAUUAG
Diaporthe amygdali is the source of this 870-nucleotide messenger RNA. RefSeq lists its product as uncharacterized. The coding region runs from base 1 to 870 and encodes 289 amino acids. The transcript is spliced from 2 exons. Lineage: Eukaryota; Fungi; Ascomycota; Sordariomycetes; Diaporthales; Diaporthaceae. The record is from RefSeq and is a predicted model, not a curated record.